Molecule: messenger RNA, 3383 nt
Organism: Pungitius pungitius (ninespine stickleback)
Lineage: Eukaryota; Metazoa; Chordata; Actinopteri; Perciformes; Gasterosteidae
Gene: irf2b
Product: interferon regulatory factor 2b
Exons: 10
Coding region: 523-1512 (329 amino acids)
Biological process (GO): regulation of transcription by RNA polymerase II; immune system process
Cellular component (GO): nucleus
Molecular function (GO): DNA-binding transcription factor activity, RNA polymerase II-specific; RNA polymerase II cis-regulatory region sequence-specific DNA binding
Source: RefSeq, a predicted model, not a curated record
UGAGGCCGCUCGGAUCGACCCAAAGCGAGAGCGCGAGAGCAGGAGGGGGUUUCCAGCUCGAGCCCCUCGCUUAUCGAACAGAAACAGAAAGAACCGGCGGUGGGGCUCUGCUUUCUGCCACGCGGAACAGGACGCACCGCCCCGCUCGUUGUCGCGGCUCGCGGCCCCGCAGGUAACAUCCCGUCAGCUCGUUCACGCUGCGGACGGCUCGCUAGCUCGACGUGCAGCUCGUGCUGUGAGCUGGAUGCAGUUGGAAGGCUCAUAAAAAGUGAUAACAUGGUGCACUUGACGCAGUGCCAUGUCACCCUGUUCGACCUGCGGGGGAGCGCGCUCCCGCGUCAGGCUCACUGGGCUCACUGGGCUCACCGGACUUUGACCACAUCAGGCUGCGGGGAUCAUACCGCUGCUCUUGAAUCACACGCUGCAGCAACAAGAUGCUGCCUUCUCUUCUAGGUCUUUCCAUCCUCCAGCCACUUGUCCUGUCUUGUAUGAUCUGUAGUUUAAGGUUGAUUGCAGGACACAAUGCCGGUAGAGAGGAUGAGGAUGAGGCCUUGGCUGGAGGAACAGAUUGAUUCCUGUCAGAUACCAGGACUCAAAUGGGUUAACAAAGAGAAGCGAAUCUUCCAGAUCCCAUGGAUGCAUGCUGCACGUCAUGGCUGGGACCUGGAGAAAGAUGCUCCGCUCUUCAUGAGAUGGGCCAUACACACAGGAAAAUACCAGCCAGGCACAGACCGUCCAGAUCCCAAAACGUGGAAGGCAAACUUCCGCUGUGCCAUGAACAGCCUCCCGGACAUCGAGGAGGUAAAGGACAAAAGCAUCAAAAAGGGAACAAAUGCCUUCCGGGUGUAUAAGAUGCUCUCCUCCUCAGAGAGAAGCAUGAAGAAAGGAAAGAAGAAGACUGACAAGGAGGGGAAGCCCAAGGGAAAUAAACAGGUAGCUUCUCCGUCUCCAGACAGGACGCUUCCUGACGCUCUUGUGGGACCGAUUGAUCGUGUCCUGCAUGGUGAAGUCAAACUGGAAGUGAUCAAAGAGGAAUCACCAGAGUUUACCCUGAUGGACAGUACUUCAGUGGAAGACCACAUGAUCGCCAGCGAGCAGCUGCCAUUCGUCUGUCAGACCAUUGAAGUGACCACUGAGAACGAAGAGCAGACAGUGAGCUCCUCCCACUCCUACCCGCUCCAGAUCUCCCCUGUGUCUUCAUGCGGCGGGAGCGACACAGACAGUGACACAGAAGACACCAAAGACGAUGUCAGCGCGGCGUGGAGGCGGGACUACAACACGCCGGUUCUCAGGGUUCCCACUUGUUCCCUGCCCGGCAUGGCGAGCUUCGUCAGCGCCAGCAAGCCCAACUUCCGGGUCACCAGCACGCGAGACCCGACCCCGCUCAUCAGCUACCACACUGACGGCUGGACGCCGAGCUACGGCCAGGACUCCCCGGCGUCGCCAGCCAGCCAAACCCACGAGAUGCGCGCGAGCGUCAUCAUGAAGACGUCGGAUGUGACGCCCUCCUGACCGCCGACCCCCAAGCGAGGGCGUGUCAUCGCUGCUUCAUGGGCAUAGGAACGACAGACAUACCUUGUUUCCUCUUUCGGGGGGACGGGCGGGCAGUGGGGGCGUGGAGCAGGAUACAUGGCGAGCUGCACACACCUCGCUUCUGCGUGGGCGAUGACGCCUCUCAGAGUUCUGACUGGUGGUGCCGGGACAUUUAUGACUCCGCCCCUUUUUGUGGGCGGGUCUGCGUGAUGUAAAUGUGGCCGAGGGUAGAAACAUGUACAUGUGGAAUUGAAGGUCAUCCACAUCCAUUUGGACACUAUCUGGCCUCUAUUUGGAAAGCAUGAUGGGUCACAUGUCCCUGGGAGACCGUGUCCUCUGCUGCUUUGUGCACUCAAACGUACAGCAUGCCCAAUGAAAUUUGCCAUUGAUAUGGAAUGAGAGAAAACUGUCUUUUACUUGUUCUUUGAAUCGGUAUUGCCUUAGUGUGAAGAUACAUCCAUCAGCUGUGUUGUGCUUUUUAUCAAACUAAUGGUUCCUCGCUGUUCGUCAUAGGAAGCCAUUUUUUGUUAUACCUAAUUAAGUAUUUUAUUUCUGAAUCAACACCUUUUUAAAUGUCGUCUCACCGUGAGGCAUUAGAACUGAUCACCUGCAAUCUUAGAGCAGUGUAAGCAUGACACUAAAUGCUUUACCGCAGCACGGGCAUGGUGCAGAGAACGGCCGACACGGAGGACCAGCAGUCACAAGCCCGCUGUUUCAUCCAGAUAAGGAUCUCGGGCCUGAUUGAGCCCUGCAAGGUGUGUGUGUGUGUGUGCGCAUGCGUGCGCGUCUGGAGAACAUCAGGAUAACAUGAUUAACCAACACAUACAGACGGAAUAAGCGACGGCUCAAUGACAGGAUGAGUUGUCCUCGCCUCGGCCCCCUGGCCUUAAUAAUGUACAUAGCUCAUAUGUAUGGCAGCUUCAGCACCUUAUGGUCAGCAGUGUGUGUGUGUGUGUGUGUGUGUCAUUGAAGACGUGUAGCUGGAUCCCAGCUAUCUGUGCUUUAGUCUACCACAGACUCAUGCAGCAGGCUUUCAGGAAUGUAACGGCAGUGUUUUCUUUUGGAGGGAGGCGGAGGGGUGUGUGUGUGUGUGUGUUUGUGUGUGUGUGUGCGUGCGUGCGUAUGCACACUGCGAACGUGUCCUGACCCGGUUAACUGGGUUCCAAAGGCACAAACCUCCUCUCACACACAGUCAGAGGGCUUAGAGGAAGGAGGCUGAAUCUCAGGGUUUCAGACGCCCACCUGAACUUGCUGGCAGCAAUCUGCUGGCAGUCGUGCACGUUCCUGAAGUGAGAAGUUGGGGCUCCGGAAGACUGCAUCAUCAGCACAGGCUGUGGUUCUGUCGUUGUUUAGUCCCGUUCUAAACUUCCUGUUUCCCUCUUUUUUUUGUUUUGUUCUUUCAUUCUCUCUAAUUUGGAGCACUUAGCCAGUCGCCUUCAUCCUGACGUCUUUGAGAGUAAUUUUGAGGCCUUCAAUGCAAGCGUGUGCACAGAAUGACAAAUGGUGGCAGAAAAAUCAAAGAUAUUCCAAAUUUGUUGUUUUUUCAAAGGUAUUAUUAACGCAAGCCUAGCUUAGCGAUGUAUGAAUUCAUCUGAAAGAAGAAAAAAAGCAUGAAAUGUAGUGUUAAGUUAUGACUUAUGAGUGUAUCAGAAAAGCUACCUGUGCUUGCAGUUAGCACACUAAAGCACAAUUAGAGCAGGACAAAUAGGAAUCAGCCAAUGUUUAGAACCCAACCACUAGAGAGACUAAUCUAAGGGGGCGUGGUCUACUUCCAUGGCAGACUUUGGAAUGUUUCUCUCCAUGUGCCUUUUCAUUUUCUUUAUUCCUCGUGCUCGUACUUCUUUAUUGUU